Messenger RNA from Colletotrichum scovillei, 3460 nucleotides. RefSeq names its product 2OG-Fe(II)oxygenase superfamily protein. Lineage: Eukaryota; Fungi; Ascomycota; Sordariomycetes; Glomerellales; Glomerellaceae. The record is from RefSeq and is a predicted model, not a curated record. The transcript is spliced from 5 exons. Bases 443 to 3460 code for a protein of 1005 amino acids.
AAGAUGACCUCACCGAGGCGCUUGCCGGCAUCCAGACACAGGGCACCUUUGCCUCGUUCCACCCUCUGAAGCGCGUGGACCUUGACCUCGCCGUCCAUGAUGUCGGACCCGUUACCCUGCCGCUGCCGGAGCCGACGGUGCGGCAACUGAUCGAAAAAGCCACUCGUGCUCCGUUUGGUAAGGGUAGUGAGACCAUUGUCGACACUGCUGCACGCAACACGUGGAAGCUGAAUCCCUCGCAGUUCGAGCUCCGGAGUCCGCGCUGGCCGGCGGACUUGCAAAAGAUAUGUGCUGUCGUAGCAAAGGAUUUGGGCGUCACGUCGCAUGUGACGGCGGAGCUGUAUAAGCUUUUGAUUUACGAAAAGGGGGCCGUAUCCAAGGCUCAUACCGAGUAAGUCAGUCUUUAGUGUGUUGUCCUUUAUGGUGCGUGAAGAUGAAUUAGAUGGCUGAGACUACACGGGUUAUCAGCACUGAGAAAUACCCCGGCAUGUUCGGCACGCUCGUCAUCUGCCUUCCCUGCAGCCACGGGGGAGGCGACGUAGUCGUCAAGCACUGCGGCGAGACGAAGACGUUCCAGACCUCGGGAGUCGACCAGUCCUUUGCGUGCUGGUACUCGGACGUCCACCACGAGGUCCUGCCCGUCACGGAGGGCUACCGCGUGGUACUCACUUACAACCUCACCAUCGAUUCGGCGGCGACGGCCUCACAGCAGCGGCCCUCUGCGACGCUGCGGAGGCAAGAGACCGGGGCGCUGAGGCACACGCUCCGGCGGUGGCUGGAGAAACCCGAGCAAGGCGGUGUCGAUCACGUCUACUACGGCCUGGCUUACGAGUACACCGAGCCCGGCAUCUCGAUGAAGGCGCUCAAGGGGCGCGACGCGGCUGUCGUGCAGACGCUGCAGGAGCUCUCUGCGGGGCUCGAGUUUGACGUGCUCCUGGCGCUGACGGAGAAGAUGGAGAUGGGCCCGGCAGUGUACGAGGGCAGUUCGCGGUAUUCGGAAAAUAGACGGAGCCGGCGUGGGAAGCGGAAGCGGCUGGCUGAUCGUUUUAAUGAUUUUGAUGGAAUGGAUGGAUACGAUUCGUGCGGUGUGCCGUAUGAGGAUUAUGCAUCCAGCUCGGACGGGUUCGAGGAAGAUCCAAAUGAGGCGGGCAUGUCUCAUGACAUUGAGGAUGUGACGGACGAGUCGUUGUCUGUCAAGGUGCUUGUGGACUUGAGCGGGCGCCCGAUACUCCGUGAUAUCGCGUUGGAUUGGAAGAAUGUGCUUGAUGCUAGCGAGUUCUUUGAAGGCGUUGAACGAAAGGAAGAGUAUGAGGAAUACCACAGCUGGGGACCAACAGUUAGCCACCGGUAUUGCGUAACAGCCGCGCUCAUCAUUCGCCGAGACAGGAUCCCUUCAUUCCUCAAAGCCAGUACAAGGUCGGGACGGGAUCACUACCAGGACAGCGCUGUACUGGUCGAUUAUCUCACAGAUUCGAUCCUCAAGGCCUCGUCGAACAGCAAGUCGUCAUUUGAGACACUUAAAGACGUAUGGGAUACGUCGGUCCCUCGUCCAGGCAGGCGCACCCAAAAGGCUGAAGACGAGAUCCUGUGCAAAGUGUUGCGAUCUGCUUUGGCUAUGAAGGAUUGGGACUUUUUCGAGAAAGUCAGCAAGAAAAAGGCUGAAAAGGGGCUGGACGGGCCACUGCCCGCGGGCUACUAUCAAUUACUUCACGCAGAGGUCUCGCAGGGCAAAGCGGACUUCUCUCAGAUCAAAAACGGCUUGACUUUCACAGUAUCCAGGGGUCGGUAUUUCUUCGAGAUCUUCGAGGCGGUUGAGGCCUUUGUCCCAACCGAUCAGCCCCUGUCUGACGAGAUUCGGGAGUGGGCACGAGCAACGCUCACCAAAGGCCUCAAGGACAUUGCCGAUACCGCGAUCUUCGUCCGUCAAGAUGGACUGGCUUUAGUGACGAGCGCUGAGAAGUAUGCUGACUUUGGUUGGCUUUCCUCUGAGGCGAUGCCCUUGAUCGAGGAGCUACUUGUACGGACGCCCGCUUUUGCACUAGAGGUCCUAUCAGCACUGCUCUCAUGCGCUAGACGAAAGGCCUUUCCGGUGACUCUGGCCGUCAACUUGUACAAGAAGCUCGCCAAAGACCUCAUCUCUAUGCUCGAUCUCGAAAGGGUCCACGGGCCCAGGGAAGACGACCCAACCCAUAAGGCGGCGAGGUUCACAUACGGCCAGACGGCGCCGUCCCCCCCCGACCACCGCCUCGCCUUGAAUCACGUCGCCCUGGCAGACCUCUUUUCCGGCCUCACCAAGCUGGCAUCCUCCCCUCCGCAAGAAGACCUAGUCCUGCCACUGGCUCUCAAAAUCGUCAGCCACGCCCCCAACAUGCACGCCCUUGACUUCCCCGUCCUCUGGAUCCCGCUCCUGCACGAACUCUUCGCCGUCCUGGAAGCCACCAAGACGCCGCUCGACACCCCGCGCUACCAGCAACUCUUCGCCGCCGUCCUCGAAGCCUACCGCGAUAACUACGUCGGCUCGAGACCCGUCCGCCCGUCGUCCGGUCAGCUGGGGAGCGGCAUGUACCUCGUGCAAUUCUGCACCUGCGGCGAUUGCAGCAAACUGGACAACUUCCUCGCGAACCCGGCGCAGACGUCACUCCGCCUGAUCAUUGGCGCCAAGAAGCAGCGACACCACAUGCACAGGGUGAUCGAGGAGCACGACAUCCGGGUCACGCAUGAGACUGAGCGGUUUGCGCCUGGAGGCCCCACGAUGGUUAUUAACAAGGUGGGGCAGACGGAUGUUGCGAAGCAGCAGGUGAGGGCCAAGGAGGCAGAGGAAGCCUUCAAGGCUUUUGAUCAGACCAAGUUGGGUGUAUUGCUGGGUGAGGAUUAUCCUGCUAUUGCGACAGCAUUGUGGCAGCGGCCGGUGAAUCUUGUGCCAGGGCGGGGCGGUGUAACGUAUCCGCCGGCACCGAUCCCAGCUCCGGCACAAAUGUCAGCCCCGGCUCCGGUUGCGGCACCAGCUGCAGCUUACGUUCCUGCUCCGGUUCCAGCUCCAGGGGCCGCUGCGGCAGGUUAUGUACCGCCGGGACAUACCAUUGUGCCGGCAGUUGGGCCCGCGUGGGUUCCGCCGCCCACGGACAGACAUCAGCCGAUGACUGGGUCUGCCUGCGGCCCGCCGCCGUCACAUUACAAUAGGCCAAUAGCCGGACCAUCGUCCGUUCCUCCGCCUAUGAGCGGCGCUCAACCGAUGAAUGGUCCCCAGCCGAUGAACGGGCCGGCACGGGUGACUGCAGGAGUACGAGCAACAACCAGGGCUUUUGCGCCGACGACGGGCAAUGCGGGAUCGCCGUCGCGAUCACCGCCCUCGGGUCUGAACGGGAUGGGCCUGGUUGCGGCUUCUGGGCCAAGUCGGCCUCCGCCACCUAUUGCUGGGACGAAACGAAAAGCAGGGCCAGAGAUUAUUGAUUUAACUUAG